GCCGGUAUAAAUAGCAGCCGCAAGCGGCUCUCACGCCAUCAACGGAGCUGAGCCUGAUGAGCAGCAGUGGGCAGCCGCCUUCCCCUGUGUGUUGCGGAUCGCUACACCACCACUGUCACCACUCACCACUCAGUUACUCACCACAUCCAUCCGCGCCCACAGUGAGGCAGUGAGCACUGAGCAGCAUCCCCCCUCUGCUAUAGCUAGGGAGUAGCAUAGUAGCAACCUGUGUGUUCUCUCCGAUCCUAUUCCUACCUGCCGUCUUCUUCCCUGCAAAGCCUGCGCGGCUCCGCUCCAGAGCUAGCUCCUACACGCCGGCCUGCAGCAUCUUUACCACCGCCGCCAUCGCCGCCUCUCCUGCUAGCUAGCUGACCCUGAGCCUGAGCUGCAUCGAUCGAUCCCAACCGCGCGCGGUGUGUCCUGUCCUGUUCCCGCGCACGCAAUCGCGCCCGCCUAAGCAAGCUAGACGGACGCCGCCAGUUAUUGCACCGGCCGGCCGGGGAUAUCCGCGGGAGUGCGGAGUGGGCGGCGGAUAGCUGCGCCGCUACUACUCUAGCUCCUUCGUGCGUGUGUGUGGGGAGGAGUAAUUGUGGAGGAGGCAGGCACGCAAAAGGACGCCUGCGCCGGCCCGGCCCUCACGUGAUUCAUACUUGCGGCCUCCUCACUCCCUUCUUCUUCAUCACUCCUCUCGCGUCGCGGCCUCACAACUACUAUAUCAGCAAGCACCAAACACACCCAGCUCCGGCUGGCCGGCCUCGAUCUCGUCUUCUUCCCGGGAGAUGGUCGACGCGCCGGCCGUCGUGGUGGUGGUGGUGCGGGCGUACGACGACGCGCGCGACCGCGUCGGCGUGGAGGAGGUGGAGCGCGCGUGCGAGGUCGGGUCCAUGAGCGGCGGCGGCGGCAAGAUGUGCCUCUUCACGGACCUCCUCGGCGACCCGCUCUGCCGCAUUCGCCACUCGCCGGACUCCCUCAUGCUGGUCGCGGAGACAGCAACCGGCCCCAACAGCAGCACGGAGAUCGCCGGACUCGUCCGCGGCUGCGUCAAGACCGUCGUCUCUGGCACUGCAGGCACCACCCAGGGCCAGCAGUCCAAGGACGACGACCCCAUCUACACCAAGGUUGGCUACAUCCUCGGCCUCCGCGUCUCGCCCAGCCACCGGAGGAAGGGGGUGGGGAAGAAGCUGGUGGAUCGGAUGGAGGAGUGGUUCCGUCAGAGGGGUGCCGAGUACUCGUACAUGGCGACGGAGCAGGACAACGAGCCGUCGGUGCGGCUCUUCACGGGCCGCUGCGGCUACGCCAAGUUCCGCACGCCGUCCGUGCUGGUGCACCCGGUGUUCCGCCACGCGCUCAAGCCCUCGCGGCGCGUUUCCAUCGUGGAGCUCGAUGCGCGGGAGGCCGAGCUGCUCUACCGCUGGCACUUCGCCAACGUCGAGUUCUUCCCCGCCGACAUCGACGCCGUCCUGUCCAACGACCUGUCGCUGGGCACGUUCCUGGCCCUGCCGUCGGGGGCGCAGUGGGAGAGCGUGGAGGCGUUCCUGGCGUCGCCGCCGCCGUCGUGGGCCGUGCUCAGCGUGUGGAACUGCAUGGACGCGUUCCGCCUCGAGGUGCGCGGUGCGCCGCGCCUGAUGCGCGCCGCGGCGGGCGCCACCCGGCUCGUGGACCGCGCCGCGCCGUGGCUCGGGAUCCCCUCCAUCCCGAACCUGUUCGCGCCGUUCGGGCUCUACUUCCUCUACGGCCUGGGCGGCGCGGGGCCCGACGCCCCCAGGCUCGCCCGCGCGCUGUGCCGCGAGGCGCACAACAUGGCGCGGGACGGCGGGUGCGGCGUCGUGGCCACCGAGGUGGGCGCCUGCGAGCCCGUCCGCGCCGGGGUGCCGCACUGGGCGCGCCUCGGCGCCGAGGACCUCUGGUGCAUCAAGCGCCUAGCGGACGGCUACAGCACCGGCGGCCCGCUCGGGGACUGGACCAAGGCGCCGGCCAGGCACUCCAUAUUCAUCGACCCGAGGGAGCUUUAAGCUCAUGAUAAUAAAUACACUUAAUUAGUAGUACUUAGGCCUUUAGGGUUUUUCUCGGACCGUCGUCCGAUCGAUCCCGUAUCCGACGGCUCCUAGUCCUAGCUAGUAGCUAGAGAGAGGGGGCUAGCUUCCCACCCUUUUGCGUUUUCAUUUCAAUACUUAGCCGUAAUUUCAGCUAGAGAACCUAGUUAACUUUUUUUUUUUUGCCUCCUUUGCUUAUCUGAUGUGAAACACAGCUGCUGCUCUUUCUUCGUCUUGGCUGGAAAUGGGAGCAGCUGCUUAGUUGUAACCGGUUCUUAAUCGUUGGUUUGGACCAGGGUGGAGACCAGCCAGCCUUUUAGUACCUUCUCCUUUUGUGUCCUUUUCAGAGAACUAGAAAGGUUUGUUA
This is a messenger RNA of Sorghum bicolor (sorghum), 2400 nucleotides long. RefSeq names its product probable N-acetyltransferase HLS1. The transcript has 3 exons. NCBI's taxonomy places the organism in Eukaryota, Viridiplantae, Streptophyta, Magnoliopsida, Poales, Poaceae. The record is from RefSeq and is a predicted model, not a curated record. The coding region runs from base 780 to 2012 and encodes 410 amino acids. Gene Ontology annotation, molecular function: acyltransferase activity, transferring groups other than amino-acyl groups.